AUGUUGAUCAGAAAGACUCACUUAUUAAAAGAUAAGAGCUAUUUGAUAUCUGUUGAGAGAUUUUUCAAAGCUUUAGAUGAAAUUAUUGAUGCUGAAGAUCAGGAUAAUGAUGGUAUUAAGGCAGUAUUGUUUCCAGUAGCAAUGUUCUUGUUCCUACUUACAGAAGCAAAGACCUUCAAUUACAUUGAUAUUUUAAUUAACUUUAUUCCUAGUAAAGGCUUGUCAAUUGAUGGGAAGUUUGCUGAACCUUUGUUGGGUCUUGGCUUUAGCGCCGAAGUAUACAAUUGGAAGAUUUUUCAACUAUUGUCCUGCAUUGUGAAAGUUGAUAGAGGCACUCGAGUAGUCUUACUAAGUUUAUUCAGGUCAACAUACUAUGAAAGGCUAGGCCAUAAAAUUAUAGAUGGUAAGGAUUUUUCUGAAGUUAUCUACAUCAUUAUUUUAGUUUCAGUUAUGUUUCCUGCGAGGAAAUUCUCCACUGGAAAGCCCUUCAUCUCUAAAUUAUGGCCACCUUCGAAGAUUAGACUUUGUUAUUACCAGAAUUUCCCUUAUGAUGCUUCUCAAGGAUCUUGUAGCAUUAUUGAAUAUCUUCUGGAAAUUAGCAAGCCCUCCAUUUUUGCAAAAUUUAACAAUUUGUACGAACUCAAGUACAUACACACUGACUUUGUUAAAUUUGAUAAUUCUGGAAAAAUGAAGUUGUUUUGUACUAUUUAUUUUGAUCAACUAUUGUUUUGGAUUUUUGCAGAUGAUAAUGCAGUUGUUAAUGAUGGUUAUUUUAGUCCGAUCCAGAUUGAUUUGGAUUCUGUUUACAAUAUCAAUUAUAUUGAUGAGCAGGCUUUAGAAAUUGAGGGAACUUUUGGCCAUUUAUUGACUGUUUCCAAUUUAUCGAUAUUCUUUGACGAGAAUAUCAUAAAGAAAGGUGCGAAAUUUUCUGUUUCAUUGGAACCUUGUGCGAAUUCUUCACUUAUUGAAUUAUUAUCUGAUAUUAGAUAUUAUGAGAGCUACCUGAAGGAGAUGCCAACCAACGAGUCGAAAGUUUUCACAGCUAUUUCUCCGAUUAUCUUGGAUAAGUUUGCCAAUUGCACUGAAGAGUAUGAAGGUAGCUCCUCUAAGCACAGUAAAAGAUCUAGCGAAUCAUCUUUCUCCAUUCAUCUCAUCGAAAACGAUACUUCUACUCUGAAUACAAUGAAUAAGACCACCAUCACUGAUGCUACUUCUGUUGCUGCUCCAAUUGAUAAGGCAGUUCAGGAAUCAAUGACGCCUGUAACUGGUAUUUUGCAUUCUAAGUCUGUUCAUAAAAGCAAUUUUUUACUGCAAAAGAAAGUCUCUGAAAUUCCAAUUAUUCAAAUUCCUGCCUCUCCUGAACCAUCUGUUACUUCCUCUAUUUCCAAAGAGAGUAGAGCCAAAAUCAAACUUUCUAAUGGAAAGAAGCGCCGGUCUACUCUUUUCAGCAAGGUCAUGAAGAAAGACCGCGGUAAAAUAGCUGAAAGGAAGAAAAAUACCGCAGAGGAUUUUUGGGAGUUAAGCUCUGAUGAUUCUCAAGUGGAUAUUGCUAUUGUUGAUCCAAAAAGUGACGGUAGUACGAUACAGAAAUCUAAACCCAAGGUAAUCGAAAUUGCACAUUCUUCACCAGUACCUCCAAUUAUUAAGAAGCCUAAUCUCAUAACAAAAAAACUAAAAAGUAUCGAUGAAGAAAACAAAAGUGAAAAUACUGUUGAAAGAUUUGGCGACGAAACCGAAACAACGGUAAUUUCAUACAUUACUAAUUCCCCAAUCAUUGCAGCUAAGACACGACGCUAUGCGAAAAGCAAAGUGUCUAAGUACAUUGUUGCUAAACCUCAAAGAUCCCAAGGGAAAAGAAAAGUAAUUGAACAAGAAAGUUCUAGCCCGAUCAUUUCUCAGCGAUUGGCGAAAGCAGUUCCAGCAGCUCAUGAGGCAAUUGUACCAAAAUUGGGAUUAUCGAAAAGAUUGAGCCCAAUGAGAAGACAUAAGUCAUUUUAUAUUUCUAAUGUGGAAAGUAGUCAUCAGGAUGUUCAUAAAUCUAAACCCAAUGCUGUCUCAUCCCAAAACAAUAAGCUUGAGCUUAGGAGUGGUGAACUAAGCAUGGUUAUGGACGACGACGAUACUGAUGAGUCUUUUCGGGAAUUAGCAAUUGAUUAUUCUAUUAAGGACCCUCCUGCUCAACCUGAUGGAGAUCUUUUAACAACCGCUGCUACUGCUGAAGCUGUAGGAUCGAGGUAUGUUGCUUCUUCUCAAAGCGCGGCUUCUCAAGCUGCAUCGAUUUUUCAUAAUGAAUUCACCACUUUGGACCCGAACAAAAUUCAACAUCAGAUCUUUCAAGGAUUAAAUUUGCUUUCCAAAUCCCUUGUUGGGAAGAUGCGGUUAAUUCAUGGUGCGAUUCAAACAGAGGCUGAUAAGAUUUCAGAUGAAAUGACGAAAAAAUUGGAACAGGUGGACAAAGAGAAUGAAAUCAAGUUGCAAAACUUUCAUAAAUUUGUCAAAUUGUUGUCAGAAAAGGCUGCAAGUAGCGAACAAGAGAUCAUGGCAUUUAUUAACAAUUCAGGAAAGUGA
This is a messenger RNA of Saccharomycopsis crataegensis, 2568 nucleotides long. RefSeq lists its product as uncharacterized. The transcript has 4 exons. The coding region runs from base 1 to 2568 and encodes 855 amino acids. NCBI's taxonomy places the organism in Eukaryota, Fungi, Ascomycota, Saccharomycetes, Ascoideales, Saccharomycopsidaceae. The record is from RefSeq and is a predicted model, not a curated record.